GCACGCUUCCGUUCAUCGUUUCGUUUGACAUUGUCAAGAUGGCUGCGGCCGUAACGAGCCGCCUGACUGCUGCUGUCUGCAGACAAUUUCAACGUGUUGUUACAGUCUCUUCACACACACAGCCUCAGUAUGCGACUCAAGCGCUCUCCAAACUUCAUUCCUGUCAACGAAGACAAAUGUAUGACUCGUGGUGGUUCAGAAGCUCUAUGAAUAACCGAGCACUCCACACAUCCUGCGUCAGAAAAGGACUGGAAGAAUUUUUUGACCUGCCAGAGAACUGGGGUGAACAAACUGUAAAAUCAGGUGCUCCAUGGACUGCCAAACAGCUAAGAGUGAAAAGUAAUGAAGACUUACACAAACUUUGGUAUGUUCUCUUGAAGGAAAAGAACAUGUUACUCACUUUAGAACAGGAGGCAAAACGACAGCGCCUUCCGAUGCCCAGUCCAGAGCGUCUCAAAAAGGUUGAAAGGUCAAUGAAGCGCCUUGACACAAUUGUGAAAGAACGUGAGGAUGCUUUGCGCUUACUGCAGACGGGACAGGAGAGAGGUAGACCGGGCGAAUGGCGCAGAAAUGUUUUUGGCAAAACCUUCUGGUACCGCUUCAGGGAACAUCCAAUCCCAUGGUACCUCAAUUCCAGAUACAAAAGGCGGCGAUUCUUCGAACCAUCACAUGUUGCCCCUUACACAAGGUUGAGCCUUGAAAAAUACCUGAGGAGUAAGAUACGGAAAGAAAAAAGAGACAAGAGAAACCAAAAAAGGCUUGCAACAAUGUUUCCAAAGAAGACUGCGCUUGCAUGAAACCACUGACAAGACUUGUCACAUUUAAUAUUGUUUUUUCAACACGUGAUACUUUUUUUUCAUUACUCCAUAAGUUUUGGAGAUUCAAAAUAUGUUGUACAGUCAGAUAAUAAAUUCAAACCUGUAACUUA
Molecule: messenger RNA, 928 nt
Organism: Labeo rohita (rohu)
Lineage: Eukaryota; Metazoa; Chordata; Actinopteri; Cypriniformes; Cyprinidae
Gene: mrpl47
Product: mitochondrial ribosomal protein L47
Exons: 7
Coding region: 39-797 (252 amino acids)
Biological process (GO): mitochondrial translation
Cellular component (GO): mitochondrial large ribosomal subunit; mitochondrial ribosome
Molecular function (GO): structural constituent of ribosome
Source: RefSeq, a predicted model, not a curated record